CGCUGACGACAACCCAUUUGCUACAUUGAUUCAAUCAUUCCGCCCUCUUUCGCUUUCCCAAUAUCUCUCCCUCUCUCUAUCUCUCUCUCUCUCUCUCUCUCUCUCUCUCUCUCUCUCUCUCUCUCUCUCUCUCUCUCUCUCUCUCUCCCGAUCUCUCUCAUCAUGAUCGAACCCUCGCUCCGCUUGCGCCGCGCCAUCACGGCCGACGACGCCCUCCUCGUCAAGCGAAUCCUCAAAUCCCACCCGCGCCUCCUCCACAACCCCGACAGCUCCCCCGAUGGCCUCUCCAACUCGAACCUCCACCUCGCCGCCUCCCUCGGCCACCUCCAAAUCUGCCGCCUCCUCGUCGACCUCGGCCACGAGGAUCCCGACCCCGCCCUCAACGAGCAUCACCAGACCGCCCUGAUGCUCGCCGCCGCCGCCGGCCAUACCGAAGUCGUUCACUUCCUCUGCGAACGCGCCCCCGACGUCAUCCUCCGCCGCGACAUCCGCUGGCGCGACGCCAUCAUGGAGGCCAGCCGCGGCGGCCACGAUACCGUCUUGCAGAUCCUGCUGACCUACGUGCCCCGCGGCGCCCAGGACGCCGUCCGCUGCACCGACCUCGACGGCAACACCGCCUUGCACUUCGCCAGCAGCAACGGCAACCUGCUCGUCCUCCGCACUCUCCUCGCCGCCGGCGCCGACCCCGAGCGCCGCAACGUCUGGAACUGGACCGCCAUGUCCUACAGCGCCACCGUCCAGGCCGAGGUCUACCUCAAGGGCCUCGUCACCGAGGUCGAGCGCCGCAAGCUGAUCCGACACGAGGUCGAGCAGUUGAAGAACACGGCCAAGAGCGCCGCCACCGCAAAGGCCGCCGGCGUCCGCGUCGUCGAACAGGACGUUGACGUCGACGACUGAAGGGACGAUGCCCCGCGAAUCGAUAUGCCAACACUGCAGAGGACAUCUGCAUUAGUCAUGGCGUCGAGUUUCGGAAACAGCAUUACGAUACCCGAUGGCAGAGACAUUUAGUUCACCGUUUCAAAGCGUUUACAAACAUCUACAAUAACCGCCGACACCGCAGUCUACAGGGCACAUAACAGAUGUGCUGGGGGAGCUGGGAGCCCCAGACCCCGGACGAACGCUGACAACCAAACG
This is a messenger RNA of Colletotrichum navitas, 1134 nucleotides long. Its product is annotated as ankyrin repeat-containing domain protein. Gene Ontology annotation, molecular function: protein binding. The record is from RefSeq and is a predicted model, not a curated record. The transcript has 2 exons. The coding region runs from base 163 to 897 and encodes 244 amino acids. NCBI's taxonomy places the organism in Eukaryota, Fungi, Ascomycota, Sordariomycetes, Glomerellales, Glomerellaceae.